Messenger RNA from Lemur catta (Ring-tailed lemur), 2528 nucleotides. RefSeq names its product solute carrier family 39 member 3 (gene SLC39A3). Gene Ontology annotation, biological process: zinc ion transmembrane transport. Gene Ontology annotation, molecular function: zinc ion transmembrane transporter activity. The record is from RefSeq and is a predicted model, not a curated record. Gene Ontology annotation, cellular component: plasma membrane. The transcript has 2 exons. The coding region runs from base 1398 to 2342 and encodes 314 amino acids. NCBI's taxonomy places the organism in Eukaryota, Metazoa, Chordata, Mammalia, Primates, Lemuridae.
GGGGCGCGGCCGGGCGGUCGGUGGCCUGGCGGACUCUGCCCACCCGUUAGCCGAGGCCCGGCUCCCGCGUCCGACGGCGCGAGGCACACAGGAGGCGCUCAAUAAGUACUGAAUGAAUGAAUGAACCCAUCCCCUCCGCGGCUCGGCCCGAUCAGCCUCCAGUUUGAGAGCGUCCAGGCCUUCCUCACCCCUACUCUACGGACUGGGGCAUCCAGCUAUCGGACGCGUUUAUUGGGCACCUAUUGUGUGCCUCUGUGGCUUUGCGCUGGGUUCUGCUGGGCUUGAGCACAGCAGCCACACUGUCCCCGCGGAGCUUACAGCCUAGGGAGAGGAACGGCUUUAAAUAAUGUAGUUCCCCGUGUAGCACAGGAUAGAAGAAAAUAACGACAGAGAAGGGGAUGCAGGGAGCCUUUCUGACCGGCGACCGCGGAGCAGAGAUCUCAAGACCUGAAUGAAGAGAGGGAGCGGGCUAUGGGAAGGGCUAGGGGGCUGGGGUCGGGGGGAAGCCCCCAAAACAGAGGAGGGGCCGAGAUUCCUCCUAAUAAUGGUGACAUUUUGGAGCCCAGGGUGAAAUAUACCCCACUUUGGCCCAUUGAGUCACAUAAAGAGGCCCUGGUCAGUGUCCACACAUUUCAGCUCGCCUGUUUGUUCAGCCAGCAGUUGCUGGGCUUCUGUUCUCCUGUGGCAGGUACAAAGCACACAGUUUAGAGCCGAGGUCAGCCGGAGAGGGCCCAUCUGAGGGGUCCUAGAGGCAGUGAACCAAAAGAUAAGAAGAAGACAUCACUGAAUUGUGGGGAGAGGGGUGUUUGGAAUGUUCCAGGCAGACAGAGAACAACCCGUGCAAAGGCCCUGAGGCACAAACAAGCUUGGCACAUUCUCACUGUCUAGAGCUCCAGCCUCAGGGUAAAGAGUUGGCAUUUUAUGUCAGGGCAGUGAGAAGCCACUGGAGUGGCACCAUCCAGUAGAACAUUCUGUAGCCAUGGAGAUGUUCUCUGUCUGUGCUGCCUAACAUAGUAACCACUAGGCUCACGUGGCUACCAAGCUCUUAAAUAGUGGCCCACCAGACCGAGGAGCUGAAUUUUAGAUUUUAUUUAAUUUUAAUUAAUUUAAACAGACACACACAGGUAGAUGCCACAGCACUGGAGAAUUUUCUGUAGGAGGCAGUGGCAUGUACCAAGUCUGAGAAUGGAGUGAAGUUCUUUGGUUUGACAGCCUGGGUUACCUGAGCUGGUUAGAUAAUUGGACAGCUAACACGGUUGCCUCUCAUGUUCACAGUUGCUGGACUGAGGCAUGAGCCUCCAGCCUAGUGGCCUGGCCCGGUAGCAGAGUGUGGGGCGGAGUGUGCGCCUGCACAUGGUUUGGGCCCUGUGGUGACUGGAGCAGCCCAGGCCGCCACCAUGAUGAAGUUGUUGGUGGCCAAGAUCCUUUGCAUGGUGGGCGUGUUCUUCCUGAUGCUGCUGGGCUCUCUGGUCCCCGUGAAAAUCAUCGAGACGGACUUUGAGAAGGCCCAUCGCUCGAAAAAGAUCCUCUCUCUCUGCAACACCUUUGGAGGCGGGGUCUUCCUGGCCACCUGCUUCAAUGCUCUGCUGCCUGCUGUGCGGGAGAAGCUCCAGAAGGUCCUGAGCGCCGCGCACAUCAGCACCGACUACCCGCUGGCCGAGACACUGCUCCUGUUGGGCUUCUUCAUGACGGUCUUCCUGGAGCAGCUGGUCCUGACCUUCCGCAAGGAGAAACCAUCCUUCAUCGACCUGGAGACCUUCAACGCCGGCUCGGACGUGGGCAGUGACUCGGAGUACGAGAGCCCCUUCAUGGGGGCCUCGCGGGGCCACGCGCUCUACGUGGAGCCCCACGGCCAUGGGCCUGGCCUGAGCGUGCAGGGCCUGGCGCGGCCCAGCCCCGUGCGCCUGCUCAGCCUGGUCUUCGCCCUGUCGGCCCACUCGGUCUUCGAGGGCCUGGCCUUGGGGCUGCAAGAGGAGGGCGAGAAGGUCGUGAGCCUGUUCGUGGGGGUGGCCGUCCAUGAGACGCUGGUGGCAGUGGCCCUGGGCAUCAGCAUGGCCAGGAACGCCAUGCCCCUGAGGGACGCGGCCAAGCUGGCGGUGGCCGUGAGCAUCACCAUCCCGCUGGGCGUGAGCGUGGGCCUGGGCAUCGAGAGCAGCCGGGGUGUACCCGGCAGCGUGGCGUCCGCGCUGCUGCAGGGCCUGGCGGGCGGCACCUUCCUCUUCGUCGCCUUCCUCGAGAUCCUGGCCAAGGAGCUGGAGGAGAAGGGCGAGCGCCUGCUCAAGGUCCUCUUCCUGGUGCUGGGCUACGCCGUCCUGGCCGGCAUGGUCUUCCUCAAGUGGUGAGUGUCCUCGCCCACCCUCACUGCCGGAGCCCGGAGCCCCGGCCACACGCAGGCCGUGUCCCACGAGAGGGAGCGCCGCGGCCCCGCUCUGCCCGGGCACCAGGGGCCUCCGGACCGCUGCGCCCCAGACCCCGCGCCCCGAGCCUCACGGCACUGCCCUUUUGGAAAUACUGCUCUUAAAAAUAUU